Phalaenopsis equestris is the source of this 1679-nucleotide messenger RNA. Its product is annotated as D-xylose-proton symporter-like 3, chloroplastic. Gene Ontology annotation, cellular component: membrane. Gene Ontology annotation, biological process: transmembrane transport. Gene Ontology annotation, molecular function: transmembrane transporter activity. The record is from RefSeq and is a predicted model, not a curated record. Lineage: Eukaryota; Viridiplantae; Streptophyta; Magnoliopsida; Asparagales; Orchidaceae.
CCGCCGCUCUUCUUCACUCAUCGCUCUUAGCAAUGAACCCUCCCGCUUCGCCGAAAUCCCCCUUCUCAACUUCUCCGCAACUUCUUCUUUUCAUCUACACCGUCCUCGCGCCCAAUCGCUGGAAGACUCCUUGCCAUCUUCUUCAUCGCCUUCAUCCGGAGAGCCCGUCGCCGUCGAGGCGUUCUCCUGGCCUGCAGUUGUUCUUCCGUUUUUGUUCCCGGCUCUGGGUGGCCUUCUCUUUGGAUACGACAUCGGCGCCACCUCUGGGGCUGUUAUUUCCUUGCAGUCAGCAGAGCUCAGUGGGACUAACUGGUUCAAUCUCUCAGCUGUACAGCUUGGUUUUGUGGUCAGUGGUUCUCUAUAUGGAGCUCUUGCUGGAUCUCUCAUAGCAUUCCCUACUGCAGACUUUCUCGGAAGAAGAAGAGAGCUUAUUGUAGCAGCUGUCUUGUACAUUAUUGGUGGAUUGACUACUGGAUACGCUUCUAACCUUUCAAUUCUCAUACUUGGCCGGCUUCUUUAUGGCAUUGGCAUUGGUUUGGCCAUGCAUGGUGCUCCGCUUUAUAUUGCCGAGACGUCUCCAUCCCAAAUACGUGGAACUUUGAUAUCUUUAAAAGAGCUUUUUAUUGUGCUUGGCAUUUUGCUGGGAUACCUUGUUGGAAGUUUCACGAUUAAUUCUGUAGGAGGAUGGCGUUUCAUGUAUGGUUUCAGUGCCCCAAUUGCAUUGUUAAUGGUCAUAGGCAUGUGGAGCUUGCCACCAUCUCCAAGAUGGUUACUUCUCAGGGCAGUUCAAGGCAAAGGAUCCCUGGAGGAAUACAAAGAAAAGGCUGCUUAUGCCUUGGGGAAACUGAGGGGUCGUACUGUUUAUGAUAAGACAUCCAAGGAGCAAAUAGAAGAUGCUAUCAUCUCUUUGAAGGCUACCUACGAUGAAAAGGAAUCUGAAGGAAGUUUCUUGGACGUGUUUGAAGGAGCAAGUUUAAAGGCUUUCAUAAUUGGGGGAGGUUUGGUUCUUUUCCAACAGAUUACCGGGCAGCCAAGUGUCUUAUACUAUGCCGCUCCUAUUCUUCAGAGUGCUGGAUUUUCUGCCGCAUCUGAUGCUACUAGGGUUUCAGUUGUGAUUGGGAUAUUCAAGUUGCUAAUGACUGGAGUAGCUGUUCUCAAAGUUGAUGAUCUUGGUAGACGUCCCUUAUUGAUUGGUGGCGUUAGUGGAAUUGUACUGUCCUUGUUCCUUCUUGCAGCUUACUACAAAUUUUUAGGAGCUCUCUCCUUGGUUGCUGUUGGAGCUUUGCUUUUAUACGUUGGCUCUUACCAGGUAUCGUUCGGUCCAAUAAGUUGGUUAAUGGUUUCAGAGAUCUUUCCACUGAAAACAAGAGGGCGUGGAAUUAGUAUUGCAGUUUUGGUUAAUUUUGGCUCGAAUGCUUUAGUAACAUUUGCCUUCUCACCAUUGAAGGAACUUUUGGGACCAGAUAAUCUCUUCCUGCUUUUUGGAGUUAUAGCAUUACUUUCACUAGUGUUUAUCCUUAUGAAAGUUCCUGAAACAAAAGGUUUGAGUUUGGAGGAAAUUGAAUCUAAGAUCUUGAACUGAUUUCUCAAAUUUUAUUCAUAUAGUUUAAGUAAUAUGUAAUUGAAUAUCUUCUGUACAUGUUUAUGAAAAGUGUUGAUAUAUUAGUGUUAUUUUUAUA